GCAGUAGACUGAGAACCUUCAUAAAAAAUAUUUGCCCAGAGACAGAUGAGUUACUUCAGCUCCAGUGCUGAUUGGUUCCUUUCCUAGGGACUCUCCAAUCCCAAGGUGCAUGGAAGCUUUCACAGGUUUUUACUCUCUGAAGUGGGUACAUCAGAUCCACCAGGUGUGAGCUGUGUUGACUACCAUUACUUCUUCCUCGGUUCUCAGUUAUGUCUGGGAGGACGGCUCUGCAGAUCCCCAGAGGCCUUUGGACAGCAGCUGUGAUGGUGAUGCUGGUGGUGCUGAGCACCCCAGUGGCCAAGGGCAGAGACUCUCCACAGGAUUUCGUGCACCAGUUUAAGGGCCUAUGCUACUUCACCAACGGGACAGAGCGGGUGCGGCAUGUCGAGAGAUACGUCUAUAACCAGGAGGAGUACGUGCGCUUCGACAGCGACGUGGGGGAGUACCAGGCGGUGACCGAGCUGGGGCGGCCGAGUGCCGAGUACUGGAACCGGCAGAAGGACCUCAUGGAGCGGAGGCGGGCGGAAGUGGACACACUGUGCAGACACAACUACCAGUUGGAGGUCCUCACGACCUUGCAGCGCCGAGUGGAGCCUACAGUGACCGUCUCCCCAUCCAGGACAGAGGCUCUAAACCACCACAACCUGCUGGUCUGCUCGGUGACAGAUUUCUAUCCAGGCCAGAUCAAAGUUCGGUGGUUCCGGAAUGACCAGGAGGAGACAGCUGGUGUUGUGUCCACCCCACUUAUUAGGAAUGGGGACUGGACCUUCCAGAUCCUCGUGAUGCUAGAAAUGACUCCCCAGCAAGGAGAUGUCUACACCUGCCACGUGGAGCACCCCAGCCUCCAGAGCUCCAUCAUAGUGGAGUGGCGUGCGCAGUCUGAAUCUGCCCAGAGCAAGAUGCUGAGUGGCAUCGGGGGCUUCGUGCUGGGGCUGAUCUUCCUUGGGCUGGGCCUUAUCAUCCGUCACAGGAGCCAGAAGGGACCUCGUGGGCCUCCCCCAGCAGGGCUUCUGCGCUGACUCCUGAGGAUACUUUGACUGGGAUUGGUUUCAGUUCUUCUGUAAAGCCUGCUUAUCCUUGCUCAGAAUUCCCAGCUGCCGGUCAGCCUGUCCCCCUCUGAGAUCAGAGUCUUACAGUGACUCUGACAGAGUCACCAGGUCACCGCCAGUGAUCCCAACCCUGAGGAUCUGACUGUGGCGCUGCUUCCUGCACUGACCCUGGAGCCUCUGCCUGUGUGAUGCCAGCUGCAUCUACUCAGACCCCAAGGGGUUCUUCUGUUUCCAUUCUCCCCCCACAGACUGUCCAAGAGAAGCACCUUGAAACCAUUUACCUGACUGUAGAUAUUUUAUCAUAAUUAAACAUGAUUAUGAGUUAUCUGUA
Messenger RNA from Ceratotherium simum simum (southern white rhinoceros), 1380 nucleotides. NCBI's taxonomy places the organism in Eukaryota, Metazoa, Chordata, Mammalia, Perissodactyla, Rhinocerotidae. The record is from RefSeq and is a predicted model, not a curated record.